UGAAAUAUGACGUACUUCUAUCUUAUCCUGACUAUGAUAAUCCUAAUCAUUUGCAUAUAUUAGAUAAGAAUGGAAAGAUUCUUUAUAAAACCAAAGGUGUCAGUCCACCACUGAUACCAAAAGAGCAAAGUGCUGAAGGAGCUGGGAUACAAUGGUUGGCUUAUUCUGCAAAUGGUACAAUUCAAGGAAAAGUUAUUUAUUGCCAUUUUGGACGAAAAGAAGAUUUUGAACGUUUAAAAUAUUAUGAUAUUGAUCCUAAGGGUAAAAUAGUUAUGAUGAGAUAUGGCAAAAUCUUUCGGGGUGAUAAAAUAUGGAAUGCUCAAAUAGCGGGUGCUGUUGGUGCUAUUUUAUUUUCCGAUCCUUUUGAAGUAGCACGAGAUGGUACAGAAAAAGAAAAUGUUUACCCGAAUACCAAAUGGUUGCCAAAUGUGGGUGUGCAACGCGGUAGUAUUAUGCAUGGUAACGGCGAUCCGCUUUCUCCGUUAUAUCCAUCAAAAAAGAAUUUGUAUCGUUCAAAAACUAUCAAAGAGGCUAUGAAUGAUUAUGUGAUACCAACAAUUCCAGUAUUACCAUUAAGUUAUUCGGAUGCUUAUCAAGUGCUAUCUAACAUGCAAGGUUUCAUAGCACCAUUUGAUUGGCAAGGCGGUCUUAAUUUGACUUAUUAUCUUGGACCUAAUAUGAAGGAAGAUAAUGAAAUUCAAAUUAUCGUUCAUUCAUCAUUAGAAACCAGAACAAUUCGAAAUGUACUAGGAUAUAUUCGCGGUACAAUGGAUCCUGAUAAAUAUGUUAUCUUAGGUAAUCACUACGAUGCUUGGGUUUAUGGUGCAUUAGAUCCGAAUAGUGGUACAGCAAUAUUAGCUGAGGUUGCUCGAGGGAUUACGGAAACUAUGAAAAUGACAACUUGGAGACCGGCAAGAACAAUUAUAUUUUGCAAUUGGGAUGCUGAGGAAUAUGGCUUAAUUGGAUCGACAGAAUUUGUUGAAGAUCAUGCAAAUUUAUUAAAUAUUGAUUUGAUCAUACAUGUAAGUACAGUACCGACAUUAUAUCAAUUUAUGACAAAAAUGUCAAAAUUAAUUCCAAAUCCAAUGGAAUCGGAGAAAAGAAGCGGACGAGAAACUCUCUACGAUACUUGGUUCAAAAAUUUUCCAAGUGAUAUCAGUUUUUUACCGGAUAUACCAUCAAUGCCGAUUCCAGGAGAUAAAAGUGACCAUGCAGCAUUUUUAAAUUAUCUCGGUAUACCAGUUGCUGAUAUCACUUACAG
Molecule: messenger RNA, 1261 nt
Organism: Acanthocheilonema viteae
Lineage: Eukaryota; Metazoa; Nematoda; Chromadorea; Rhabditida; Onchocercidae
Source: the annotation of a GenBank genome assembly